Messenger RNA from Labeo rohita (rohu), 1313 nucleotides. Its product is annotated as C3a anaphylatoxin chemotactic receptor-like. The record is from RefSeq and is a predicted model, not a curated record. Lineage: Eukaryota; Metazoa; Chordata; Actinopteri; Cypriniformes; Cyprinidae. Gene Ontology annotation, cellular component: plasma membrane. The transcript has 2 exons. Gene Ontology annotation, biological process: inflammatory response; phospholipase C-activating G protein-coupled receptor signaling pathway; complement receptor mediated signaling pathway. The coding region runs from base 143 to 1087 and encodes 314 amino acids. Gene Ontology annotation, molecular function: complement receptor activity; G protein-coupled receptor activity.
CCCAAUGUGAGGUGUGACCAGCCUUUAGUGAUGUAAUACCAGGCGUUGCUGUCUGAUAUAAAACCAACAGUCUGUCACCAGGACCGAGAAGACAGAGCCAGAUCAAGACUCAACUUGUACCAGUGCAUCAACAGCUGAAAAAAUGGAAAACACCAGUUUUGAAGCUGAAAACAUGACCGGAGGCACAGCACAAAACACCACUGUGCAGUAUGCGGGAUUUACAAACCUUAAAGUAUUUUUCUGCAUUUUCUUUCCCACCAUUGUUUUGGGUCUCAUUGGAAAUGGGCUUGUCAUAUUUCUGACUGGCUGCAGAAUGAAGAAGACCGUCAACUCCAUUUGGUUUCUCAACUUGGCAGCUGCAGACUUCAUCUUCUUGUUUUCCUCAUGCAUGCUAUCUCUCGCAUUGCAGUGGAGAAUAUCAUUAAUAUAUGUAAUUUUCUGCAUAAUCUCACCAAUAAAUCUGUUUGCUAGUAUUUUUUUUCUUGUAGUUAUCAGUCUGGACCGAUGCCUGUGCACAUGGAUGGUUGUUUGGGCUCAAAACAAACGUACUUUACUUAGAGCCAGGAUCAUCUGUAUAAUUGUGUGGGUUUCAUCCAUCGGCUGCACCAUUCUUUUCUUUGUGCUACCUUCCAUUCCUACCUUCCUACCGUCCUCUUUUGUGUUCCUGAUCACAUAUGAAUUUACAGUGGGCUUCCUCAUCCCCUUUCUGAUCAUUGCAUCUUCAUAUAUAGCUAUUGGAGUACGAAUCAAACGCUUCAAAGGCAGAAAGCAGCUCAGGUCGUACCGGGUCAUUAUACUAAUCUUAGCUUUUUUCAUAUGUUCGUUUCCAUUCCAUGUUUGGUGUUUUUAUACAGUACAAUUAAAUUAUGAAAUAGUGUUUGGAAUUGUCAGUGUCUACCUGCUUCAUUUAAACAGCUGUCUGAACCCCAUUCUCUAUGUGUUCAUGUGUGAUGAGUAUAAGAAGAAGCUUAAACAGUCUCUGCAGCUGGUGCUGGAGACAGCUUUUGCUGAAGAUCAUCUGCACUUUAGUGCAGAUGGAAGUGGACAAGCAGGACAAGAAAACCAAACUGAACUGUUAGAUCUGUAGAAAAGUGGUCCGUAAAUAGAGAACCUGGAUCUAAUCCAGUAUGUCCUUAUCUAGCAACUUGUUAAAAGCAGCAACUACAAAAUUCAUUUUGAUGUAUGACUGUAUGCAAUUUAUGUUGUAAAACCAAACAGAGAAAGUCUGUUCAAGUAUAGGCUAAUGAACAUUAUAUGUUUGUGAAACUUUUCAUGAAUCCAAAUAUGCAAAAGCUCAUUUUGUUAUGCUGAUU